AUGAGAGAAACGCGUGCCGGCCCAGCACUCCAACGCGAUACGAUCGCGCCAAACGGACCACGAACUCGACGUAGAACCGACCGAGGUGGACCAACCAACGAAGCGGGCACUCUCAACAACCCGCAGCUGCCCGGAGCUCAGCAUCCGGCAGGCAAUGCCAACCAAAUGCUAAGACAUCAGGAACCGGGGGCUGUAAACAACCUACAGCUGCCAAAUACUCAGCAACUAGCUAACAAUGCCAACCAGAUGCUAAAACAUCAGGAACCGGGGGCUGUAAACAACCCACAGCUGCCAAAUGCUCAGCAACUAGCUAACAAUGCCAACCAGAUGCUAAAACAUCAGGAACCGGGGGCUGUAAACAACCCACAGCUGCCAAAUGCUCAGCAACUAGCUAACAAUGCCAACCAGAUGCUAAAACAUCAGGAGCCGGGGGCUGUAAACAACCCACAGCUGCUAAAUGCUCAGCAACUAGGUGACAAUGCCAAGCAGAUGCUGAGACACCAGGAACCGGGGGCUGUAAACAACCCACAGCUGCCAAAUGCUCAGCAACUAGCUAACAAUGCUAACCAGAUGCUGAGACAUCAGGAACCGGGGGCUGUUAACAACCCACAGCUGCCAAAUGCUCAGCAACUGGUUGGCAAUGCUAACCAGUUACGAAGACUCUUAAUGCUUCCAAAUUUUUGCAUACCACCUCUAAAGAUUGUGCAGCGACCGGCUUCUAUCGAGCCCCGCCCGCCAUCAAAGCGCACAAUGAAAGCCAUACAAAAGUUCAACCGCAAUUACUCUAAGCUCUUGGAACAGGUUGACAAAAAUCAGCAGCAAUCCCAAGAGUUGUCGCGACGGAAUCAACUGCAGCAGCAGCAAUCGCAUCCACAACAGCAGCAAGUGCUGCCUCAGCAGCAACAAUUGCUCCUACAGCAGCAGCCAUUGCUACCACAGCAUCAGCCAUUGCUACCAAACCAGCCGCAAGUGUUGCCGCAACAGCAGCCACUUCUUCAACAGCGACCUGGGAUCUUACUUCCUACUAAUCCAGUCCAACAGCACAUUUACCCUCCAUUUAAUUUUCCCAAUCAUCCACCGAAUUUCUAUCCUCUUUCCUAUCCGUACUUCUGUCUUCUUAAUCAAUACUCUCGUCCUUAG
Microplitis demolitor is the source of this 1140-nucleotide messenger RNA. RefSeq lists its product as uncharacterized. Lineage: Eukaryota; Metazoa; Arthropoda; Insecta; Hymenoptera; Braconidae. The coding region runs from base 1 to 1140 and encodes 379 amino acids. The record is from RefSeq and is a predicted model, not a curated record. The transcript has a single exon.